Messenger RNA from Candidozyma duobushaemuli, 1674 nucleotides. RefSeq lists its product as uncharacterized. Lineage: Eukaryota; Fungi; Ascomycota; Pichiomycetes; Serinales; Metschnikowiaceae. The transcript has 2 exons. The record is from RefSeq and is a predicted model, not a curated record. Bases 1 to 1674 code for a protein of 557 amino acids.
AUGUGUUUCGAAAAGUGUAAGAGCGUCUGCAGGGUUCUUUUCCCAAAAGACGUCAGAGAAGCCUAUUUUGAAGAAGAUACUGGAAUUAUCCGGACUAAUCACGAAUACUCAGUGAUCGAGCUUCCCUGGCAGGAGGGCGAGUUCGAAUACUUCACCUUCCUCAGAAACCAGUCCUUCGUCGACUUCUUUGCUUAUCAACAAGCCCAGGCUUUUUAUGAGCACAAGAUUAUGCAAUUCGAGCGUCGUCACUUGAACGGGCAUUGGAUUCGCAACCACCGGAGAAUGGCUCAGCAAGACAGCCGUUUGAUGGGUAUCUACCGUGAGAAGAGAGAAAAGAGAAAGCAGGCUUCUGAGCCCAAGCCAGAAGUUCUGGGGCCUGUUGCUCCUGAAGCUUCUGAAAAGAAGCAAAUUCCUGAAGUCUCCGUGGCUUCCACCGAUGUGGGUACUUUGAAGGCCUCGACCCCCGUUGAGACUACUGUUCCCGAAUGCCCACCACAAACCACUUCCCCCAAGGCUGUAUCAGCCAACGACAAGCUCUCUGUGUCUUCUCCCACAGAGCAGCUUUCCCCAAUUACUUCCCAGAGUAUCCCCGCCGAGAUUCUGGAGACAGUCUCAGUUUCCACAAACACAAAGGUGGAAGCUGAAACCAAGGAAGCCCGCCGCCCUCAAACUUCCCAGGCUCGGGUUUCUAAGGACAAGAAUAUGAAGCUUUCCAAGGCUGCAAAGCAAGCAGAAACGGCAGCCAAGAAGAAGCUGAGAUCAUCCAAGUCCGGCUUGCCUCCAACGCCAAAGCAGUUUAGACGUCGUUAUUGGAACGUCAAGCAGCUCGAGGUCCCUGGCCACUACUUGCCAAACUACAGCGACAAGUUGUCAACGGUGCUUGUUCAAGUGGAGGACGACGAGCCGGACUACUUGAAGCAGGAUAUUGGAGAGGAUGUUUUCGAGUUUCUGGAGAACGUCGAGGUUUUGGAGCCCGUUCACAAGGUUCCAGAGCCUAAGCACGAUGUCCCAGAGCCGGAGCCUGUUCCAGAACCGGAGCCUGUUCCAGAACCGGAGCCUGUUCCAGAACCGGAGCCUGUUCCAGAACCGGAGCAUGUCCCAGAACCUGAACAUGCUCCAGUGCCUGAAGAGAAGUUUUUGGUGCCUGAAACCGUGGUGCCUGAACCUGAAACCAUGGUUUUGGAACUCGAGUCCAAGGUGCCUAAGCCUACAAUCAAUUCGCUGAAGCCCAAGAACACCAAUGUCUAUUGGCUUGGCGACUUCCCAUUCUUCAUGCUGGCGUUGGCCCAAAAGCAGUAUGUCACCUACCUUCCUGGAGACUUUUUCAAGGCUCGGGAGCUUUUCUACCCAAAGGAGACCGACUCCUUUUUGCCUGGUGACUUCGCCGGCUUUAAGACCCUCACUUACUCCAAGAAUCAGUCGGACACCCCUCCAAUGGCUGGCAACAUCCCUGAACAACCCUCCAACCCGGGGCCAUUUGACAUUCAACAUGGUUACAACGACAUUGAGAUCCACACGGAAAAGUACGAUGACGAACCUACUCCCUUAGCUGGAAAACAAGGCAAGGCCAGGGAGUUUGUCAACACCCACACUGACAAGGAACACCAAAAGAAAUACGUCAAGGAAGGUGCUAAGAGGGGCUUUCACUUGCUUACCCGUUUCAUCUGCAACUAA